This is a messenger RNA of Papaver somniferum (opium poppy), 814 nucleotides long. RefSeq names its product zinc finger AN1 domain-containing stress-associated protein 12. Gene Ontology annotation, molecular function: zinc ion binding. Gene Ontology annotation, cellular component: cytoplasm. The coding region runs from base 69 to 665 and encodes 198 amino acids. Lineage: Eukaryota; Viridiplantae; Streptophyta; Magnoliopsida; Ranunculales; Papaveraceae. The transcript is spliced from 2 exons. The record is from RefSeq and is a predicted model, not a curated record.
ACAAAACAAACAUAGUAUUCUUAAAGAGAAUUAACUAAUCUAAGAAUCAAUCAAAAUACAAGAGAGGGAUGGGAGGAGGAACAGAAGCGUUUCCAGACCUUGGUGGACAUUGUGAAUUCGCUGGAUGCAAUCAACUCGAUUUUUUACCUUUCAACUGUAAUAGCUGUUCGAAGAUUUUCUGUUUGGAGCAUAAAUCUUGCAGAUCUCAUGAAUGUCCAAAAAUCGAACAAAAUAACCGAAGAGUUGUGGUUUGUGAAAAGUGUUCGAUUACAAUUGAAGUUACAAAUUUAGGGACCGAAGAAGAGAAGCAGAAAAUAAGAUUACACGAGAAUUCCAAAGAAUGUGAUCCUUCGAAGAAGAUAAGACCAAAGUGCCCUGUUAAACGAUGCAAAAAACAGUUGGGGACAAUUGCUAAUUACAGUUACGUUACCUGUGAACGUUGUCAAUUGAAAGUUUGCCUUGCUCACCGGUUAUCUAUCGAUCAUGAUUGUUCGCGUAAGAAUCCUAAUUCUUUAUUGGGGCUUAGUCAGAAGAGGGUGGCAUAUUUCACAAGUGAUGAUCAUUUAAAAGUUGCUGCUUUGGCUGCAAGAAACCUCGAGGAUUGUUCCAAGAAGGUGUCUCCUCCAAAAUCACCGCCGUCGUCCAGUUCGGUGAAAGCCCAUUGAUGGAAUUUGAAUUGGAGAUAUUCCGCUGAUAUUUAUUUUAUUUUAUUUUGCUGUUGUUUUGUUUUCAUUUGAAACUCGCAUCCAAGGAAUUCUUUGCAAGUUUGCAACUAAUUGACUAGUAGUGGAAAGAGAGAUUAUAAUACUUAAAA